This is a messenger RNA of Daktulosphaira vitifoliae (grape phylloxera), 2332 nucleotides long. RefSeq names its product glucose dehydrogenase [FAD, quinone]-like. The record is from RefSeq and is a predicted model, not a curated record. Bases 105 to 2216 code for a protein of 703 amino acids. The transcript is spliced from 2 exons. Lineage: Eukaryota; Metazoa; Arthropoda; Insecta; Hemiptera; Phylloxeridae. Gene Ontology annotation, molecular function: flavin adenine dinucleotide binding; ecdysone oxidase activity.
GUUGACCAAAUUUAAACAACAUAUUUUAAAAAAUAUACAAUUAUGGUCAGUAUUUCAAUAUAAGCUUCCAAUUUUUAUCGAUAAAGACCAUUCAAAACAUUACCAUGGCUUCUAUCAGGAUAUCGUGUCUCCUGAUGGGACUGCUCACAGUCUUCUUGGGAACCGAAGUCCAUUCUUAUGCAGCAUCUUUUGGAAGCUUGGCUCACACCGCAAGUGCAACAGCGACUACAACUACCCGUUCAGUUACCACUACAACAAGAGUUGUUAGAAAAAGAACAUGGGCUACACAAAGUUCAAACAAAGCGUUUAACAUAAAUAUGUUAGAUAUGUGCCACAGAUAUGGUUAUAAUGUUGACGGUCAGUUUGUUGUACCUGAAUUUAUGAAAUUACUCAACGCACUUAACAGGGCGCAAUGUCAUAUGGCAUCGGAAAUAUUAUACCCUAGAGACUAUUGUCUGUCAAUAAAAGAUGAAGACAAAGUUGAUUUAAUAGUUAUUGGUUCUGGCACAGCAGGAUCAUUACUAGCUGCUAAGCUAAGUGACAAUAGAGAUCUUAAAGUGUUAUUAUUGGAAGCUGGAAAUUUACCUCUAAUGACAUCUGAAAUUCCCGGACUCUGGGCCGACUCCAUUGGAACUGAAAUGGAUUGGAAAUAUUUCGCAGUAGCAGACGAAACUUUUGGUCAAAGCUUAGAUGGAAAAAAGGUGAAUGUUAUUCGAGGAAAGUGCCUUGGUGGAACUACAGCAAUGAAUAAUAUGUUGUAUGAUAGAGGAUUAGAAAAAGAUUACCUCUAUUUAGAAUCCAUUGGUUUGACAAAAUGGGGAUGGAAAUACGCUUUAAAACUUUACAAAAAGUCCGAGGACUGCAAAUUUGAAAAAAUUACUACAAGUAAAACAGUUAAAAAUUUCCACAGCCAAGGCGGAAAAGUAAGUGUUGACUCAUUUAGAAAUACUAGAACAUUAGGUAUUAGACAAAGCUUUUCAAAAGCUAUAUCUUCAUCCAACCUUAAAACAGUGGAUUACUUUGAUGUAAAAAAUCACAGAGGUUUUGUUUCCUCUAUCGCUAUGAUUAAAAAUGGUUUACGUUUAAACGCAGCAAGAGCAUUCUUGACCGAUGCUAAUAGAAAAUAUAAUUUGAGAGUAGCACUGAAAUCAACAGCUAAGAGACUACUUUUUGAAGACAACAAAGUUGUGGGCGUUGAAUUUGAAAAUUCAAUAGGAGAACUAAUUAAGGUCAGAGUUACCGAAGGUGUAGUUUUAAGUGCAGGUCCAAUCGGAUCUCCUCAACUUUUAUUACAAUCAGGUAUUGGACCUAAGUCUUUACUUAACUCAUUGGCCAUUCCAGAAGUAGCUGUAAACGAAAGAGUGGGCUCUAACUUACAAGCUCAUGCCAGUUUCUUGGGUAUGAUUGUAUCUUUUGAAACUCAACCACUAAAAGCAUACUCUAUCAGUGAAAUGGUUUAUGAAUAUUUAUUGAAACAGAGCGGUCCUUUAGCCAACAUUGGCUUAUCUAGUUUCACUGGUUUUAUUGAUGUCAAUGAAGAUGGAACUCCUGACGUCCAAAUUCAUUUUUACUAUUAUUCGGAAGAUGAUACUGUCUUUAUGCCUUCUCAAUUAGACGCAUUUAAUUUCAAUGACAAUAUUACAGAACAAAUUAUCGACAUUAAUGAAAAUAAUGAUAUGGAAAUUGUUGGUAUUUCAUUGUUACACCCGACAAAUUCUGGAAAUGUCAUUAUUGAAAAAACUGAUAAUGGAUAUAAACCCGUAAUAAAAUACGGAUCACUUCACGAAGAUGAUGUUACUACUUUAUUAAAAGCCAUUGAAUGGUUUAAAAAAGUAUUGACCUCAGAGGCAUUUGAGAAAUAUGGCCCCAAAAUUGUACCUUUGAAAAUUGCAGGAGGUCCUGAACCAAAUGUAGAUUCUGAAGAGUACUGGAAAUAUGCUAUUAAGCAUUUAACUACAAUGAACGUUCAAAUGGCAGGUACCUGUUCAAUAGCAUUAAAUCCUUCAGAAGGAGUUGUAAAUCAAAAUUUGAAAGUUUUUGGCGUAGAAAAUCUUUGGGUAGCAGAUUCAUCAGUUAUACCAAGAAUAUUUAGCACUGAAAGUAGUGCUCCUACACUAUUUGUCGCAGAAAAAGCCAAUGACAUAAUUAAAAACCAAUUAGGUUGCAAAGGCAGUAAUGAAUCAAAUGAAGACGAUGAUGAAAAUGAAAAUAACUGAAACAAUGUUUAACAACAUUAAAAAUAGAUUUAUAAAUAAUAAAAAAUAUCGUAUUAAAACUGUACGACAACUUAAAUUAAUAAAUAAAAUAGUUGAAAUUAUGUUAAUAAACUUUA